CUUCGCGAACUCUUAAAGAGUAACCAUCGGUUGUUGGGAAAUACAAUUCCAAAAUUAAGGAAUUAGAAAAAAAUUGAAGAAAAAAAAAACAGAAAAAAGGAUUUUUUGUCAAAAUGGAAUUUCAAACUAAACGUGAUUUAAUGACUUCAUAAGGAUAUAAAUAUUCAAGGAUAUCACCUCCAUAAGGUGUCUAACGGAGAUUACAACAUAGCUUUAGUUAAAUAAAAACAACAAGAAAAAAAAAAUUAGAAAAAAAAAACAAUAAAAAAACUCCAAGAAAAUUAACAUAAAGAUAGAGAGGUGAUAAGCCUAGUCUUUCGAAAUAAAAAUAAAAUAAAAAAUAUAAAUUAAGUGGAAAGAGAAAAAAAACCAAAUAACUUCAACAAUAAACAUGGCAACCGAUGCUGAAAAAGGUGAAAAAGAGGAGCAGUACGAUAUCCAAUAUUCGGAGGAGUAUAUUUUAACCGAUGUGGAAAAAUCAUUCAUAUUGGCUGCGGAGCGUGGUGAUCUUGCUGGUGUUAGAACAAUUAUUCACGACAACAAGAACAAUGCCAAGCAGUUCAACAUUAACUGCAAAGAUCCCAUGAAUCGUUCGGCCCUGAUUUCCGCCAUUGAGAAUGAAAAUUAUGAUUUGAUUAUGUUAUUGCUUGAAGAAGGUAUCGAAGUGGGUGAUGCUCUACUGCAUGCCAUAUCGGAAGAGUAUGUUGAGGCCGUAGAAGAAUUGCUGCAAUGGGAGGAACAACAUCACAAGGAGGGUAUGCCAUAUAGUUGGGAAGCUGUGGAUCGUGCUAAAUCAACAUUUACUCCGGACAUUACACCCCUUAUAUUGGCUGCACAUCGCAAUAACUAUGAAAUUCUAAAAAUUCUAUUGGAUCGUGGUGCCACCUUGCCCAUGCCUCAUGAUGUCAAAUGCGGCUGUGAUGAGUGCGUUACAUCACAGGAAACCGACUCUUUGCGCCACUCACAAUCACAUAAUGCCUAUCGUGCUCUAUCGGCCAGCUCUUUGAUUGCCCUCAGCUCACGUGAUCCUGUCCUGACAGCAUUCGAAUUGGCUUGGGAGUUGAAACGUCUACAAACUAUGGAAUCGGAAUUUCGUGCUGAAUAUGGGGAGAUGCGACAAGGUGUUCAAGAGUUUGUAACGUCUCUGCUAGAUCAUGUGCGAACAUCUACGGAACUGGAAGUUAUGUUAAAUUUCAAUCACGAACCAUCGAAUGAAAUCUGGUUUCCUGGAAAGAGGCAAACAUUGGAGAGAUUAAAGUUGGCAAUUCGUUUCAAACAAAAAACGUUUGUUGCCCAUCCCAACGUACAACAGCUGCUUGCUGCCAUUUGGUAUGAAGGUCUACCCGGCUUCCGUCGUAAACAGGCGUCACAGCAAAUUAUGGAGGUGCUAAAACUGGGUUGCAUGUUUCCCAUCAACAGUAUGAAUUAUUUGAUGUCACCGGACUCUGAUGCUGGCAAAUUUAUGAAGAAACCAUUUGUAAAAUUCAUAUCACACUCUUGUUCGUAUAUGGUCUUUUUGAUGCUAUUGGGCGCCGCUUCUUUACGUAUCGUCCAGAUAAUGUUCGAAUUGAUUGCUUUUCCCUGGAUGUUGGCGAUGUUGGAGGAUUGGCGAAAACACGAACGUGGUUCCCUACCCGGUCCCAUUGAAUUGGGUAUUAUUAUGUACAUAAGCAGUUUAAUAUUUGGCGAAUUGAAAUCACUUUAUUCGGAUGGUAUUUUCGAGUAUAUUCAAGAUCUUUGGAACAUUGUGGAUUUUAUAUCGAAUAUGUUUUAUGUAACCUGGAUUCUUUGUCGUGUCACAGCCUGGAUUGUGGUUCAUCGUGAUCUUUGGUAUCGUAAUAUAGAUCCCUAUUUUCCACGAGAACAUUGGCAUCCAUUUGAUCCUAUGCUUUUGUCCGAAGGUGCCUUUGCCGCCGGCAUGGUAUUUUCCUAUCUCAAGCUGGUUCACAUAUUCUCCAUAAAUCCACAUUUGGGACCACUGCAAGUAUCGUUGGGUCGCAUGAUUAUCGACAUCAUAAAGUUCUUCUUCAUCUAUACCUUGGUCCUGUUCGCUUUUGGCUGCGGUCUCAAUCAGUUGUUGUGGUACUAUGCCGAAUUGGAACAACACAAAUGUUAUCAUCUUCAUCCAGAUGUGGCCGACUUUGAUGAUCAAGAAAAAGCUUGUACCAUAUGGAGACGUUUCUCAAAUCUCUUUGAAACAUCCCAGUCUCUGUUUUGGGCUUCUUUCGGUUUGGUCGACUUGGUGUCGUUCGAUUUGGCUGGCAUUAAAAGCUUCACCCGUUUUUGGGCCCUACUCAUGUUCGGUUCAUAUUCCGUAAUCAAUAUUAUUGUCUUGCUCAACAUGUUGAUUGCCAUGAUGUCCAAUUCAUACCAAAUCAUUUCGGAACGUGCUGAUGUUGAAUGGAAAUUCGCUCGUUCCCAACUAUGGAUGAGCUAUUUUGAAGAUGGUGGCACUGUACCACCACCGUUCAAUAUGAUGCCCUCGGUGAAGCUCUUGAAGAAGGCAUUCGGUAAGGUGUCACGCAAACGGUCGAAGAGUUUUAUGCGUAAAUCAAUGGAAAAGGCAUUGGCUCUCCAUGAAAAGGUAAUGAAACUCUUAAUACGACGUUAUGUCACUGCCGAACAAAGGCGCCGUGAUGAUUUCGGUAUUACCGAAGAUGACAUCAUUGAAGUGCGUCAGGACAUCAGUUCGUUGCGUUUCGAAUUAUUGGAGAUUUUCCAGAAUAACAACUAUAAUGUACCGGAUAUUGAAAAGAAAACAGCAGCAGCAGCAGCUGGAACCAAAAAGGGCAAAGUUUUGGAAAGACGUAUUCUCAAAGAUUUCCAAAUUGGUUUUGUUGAAAUUCUAAAGGAGGAAAUGGCUGCGGAGGGUGGUGGCGAUAUAUUCUCUUCAUUGGCCAAUGUCAUGGGUAAAAAGAAGUCACAAAAGGGUGAAAAAGAUUGGAAUGAAAUUGCUCGCAAAAAUACAAUGAGCUCAAAUCCCAUUGGCAGCAAAAGCUCAUCGUUGCAGCGUCAUUCACAGCGCAGCUUGAGACGUCGCAUUAUCGACGAUGCCAAUGAGGGCUUGAGAAUGGAUCAAAAUCAAUUGCUUGCUUAUAAACCAGAGCUGGGUGAUGUGACAAGAGCAACACGUGUAGCCUACGUUAAAUUCAUGAAAAAGAAGAUGGAACAUGAUGAACAAACAGCUCCGCCUGAACCAGAACCUGCAGCAGCCGCCGCCGGCAAUGAUACAAGGAAGACCAUAAAGAGAGUACAGACUCGCAAAGAAGACGGCAAACCCAAAGAAGAUGGUAAACCCCCAGCAGCGGCCACCGGCGAUAAACCAAAGCCAGGUGAUGCCAAACCCGGAGCACCUAAGCCACCCGAUGGUCCUGCACCGGCUGCUAAACCGGAUGCUUCUGCAGCCGCCAAGCCUGCUGUUGCUAAGCCCGGUGAAACUAAUAAACCUCCAGCAGCGGCUGCCAAAAAAGAUGAAGCUGCCAAAACAGAUGCCGCAAAACCACCAGCUGGAGCUGAAGCUGCCAAUAAAGCUGCCGCCCCCGCUGCACCCGGUAAACCAGAUGCCAAUGCUAAGUCUCCAGCCGGUGAUGCUGCCAAGGCUGCCGCUGGUGCUGCAACCAAAGCUGCUGGUGGUCCCGGCGAUAAGCCGGCAGAUGGCAAAAAACCCGACGAGAAAAAGCCUGACGAAAAGAAAGCCGAUGAUAAAAAACCCGAUGAUAAGAAACCGGAUGACAAGAAACCGGACGACAAAAAAGCCGACGACAAGAAACCAGACGAAAAGAAACCUGAUGAUAAGAAACCCAAAACAAAUAUUAAAGUGGGUCAGAGUAGUGCUGCUGCCGGUGGUGAUCGUGGCAAGUCGACUGUUACCGGCCGCAUGAUAUCUGGUUGGCUUUAAGUAGAGCUUAGAGAACAAAAACAGAAAUGCAACGAAAGAAAAAGAAGAAAAUUGGAUAAGGAUAUUCUCGUUCACUUCUUUAUGGCAUUAAACAUUGAGACUAAAGACAUAUAAUUGAUAUUUUUUAAAUAAAUAACAAUAAAAAAGAAAUUGAAAUAAAUUAUAAAUAUAUGAAUAAAGGA
Molecule: messenger RNA, 4080 nt
Organism: Musca domestica (house fly)
Lineage: Eukaryota; Metazoa; Arthropoda; Insecta; Diptera; Muscidae
Gene: trp
Product: transient receptor potential protein
Biological process (GO): manganese ion transport; calcium ion transmembrane transport; regulation of cytosolic calcium ion concentration
Cellular component (GO): cation channel complex; membrane
Molecular function (GO): protein binding; store-operated calcium channel activity; inositol 1,4,5 trisphosphate binding
Source: RefSeq, a predicted model, not a curated record